GCUAACGCUACCUGCCAAGGCGCGGCGCGCACUGCUGAGCGGGCGCAGCAGCAGCCGCGUCCCUCCAGACCCGGCAGCGCUCACCCGCUACCGAGCGGACCUUUCCCCGCUCCGCAGGGCACCGUGGGAAGGGAGCGCUGCGCUCCGCGGCCGCCUCCUGCCCCCUCCCCGGCCCGGGGAGCGGCGGGGCCGGCGGGAGCCGAGGCGGCGGUAGCCCCUGGCCCGCAGCCCCCGGCGGGGAGCCGGCCCCUUUCCGCGGGGGGCGGCAGCGCCGACCCUGCCGUGUGACAGCCGGGGGGGGACGCUGCUGCCUCGGCGAGCCCGGCUGCGGCUGCGGCGGCUGCAGCCAUGUGUUUCUCCGCCUGCCCGUGACACAAUAACACGGGAAGCGGCGCGGGGGGGGAUCCGAGCCUGCCGAGGGGAAAAGUGACCUGCCCCGCUCAGGCCGGCGGCGAUGGAGGAGGGCAUGAGCAGCAUGCAGCAGAAAGCGGCGGAGCUGGAGCACAUGGCCGAGGUCCUGCUCACCGGCGAGCAGCUCCGGCUCCGACUGCAUGAAGAAAAAGUCAUUAAAGAUCGGCGACACCACCUCAAGACGUACCCGAACUGCUUUGUUGCCAAAGAGCUGAUUGACUGGCUGAUUGACCAUAAGGAGGCCUCCGACCGAGAGACGGCAAUUAAACUGGUGCAGAAAUUACUGGAUCACAGCAUUAUCCACCAUGUCUGUGAUGAGCAUAAGGAAUUCAAGGAUGUCAAACUGUUCUAUCGCUUCCGAAAAGAUGACGGGACGUUUCCGCUGGACAAUGAAGUGAAGGUGUUCAUGAGAGGACAAAGACUGUAUGAAAAGCUGAUGAGUUCAGAAAAUACUCUUCUGCAAGCCAGGGAAGAGGAAGGAGUCAAGUACGAACGGACCUUCGUGGCAUCAGAGUUCAUUGACUGGCUGAUCCAGGAAGGAGAGGCCACGACACGGACUGAAGCAGAGCAGCUCGGCCGCAGACUUUUGGAGCAUGGGAUUAUACAGCAUGGUGAGAAUUUUUUGCCAGUGUCCAACAAGCACCAUUUUAUGGACAGCAACUUGCUCUACCAGUGCAGAAUGAAUUUCCGCCGCCGGCGGCGAUUAAUGGAGCUCCUCACUGAGAAAUCUCGCUUGAUGCCAGAAAGCCAUGACAGCCCGUUUUGCCUGCGCAAGCAGAACCAUGACAACAGAAAACACACCAGUUUUCUCUCAGUGAGUCCCACCAAGGAGAUAAAGAUUGUGUCAGCAGUACGGAGGAGCAGCAUGAGUAGCUGUGGCAGCAGUGGGUACUUCAGCAGUAGCCCAACACUCAGCAGCAGUCCCCCUGUGCUCUGCAACCCCAAAUCUGUAUUAAAGAGACCUGUGACUGCUGAUGAGCUCUUGAUGCCUGGAGCCCCAUAUGUCAGAAAAACUUUUACGAUCGUAGGCGACGCGGUGGGCUGGGGCUUUGUGGUGCGGGGCAGCAAGCCCUGCCACAUCCAGGCUGUGGACCCCAGCGGGCCGGCAGCUGCGGCUGGCAUGAAGGUUUGCCAAUUUGUCGUAUCUGUCAAUGGCCUCAAUGUUCUCCAUGUGGAUUACAGGACAGUGAGCAACCUCAUUCUGACUGGCCCUCGAACAAUUGUGAUGGAAGUCAUGGAAGAAAUAGAGUCCUGAGAAGGAAAAAACUCUUAGUGGACAUUUUUGUGAGAAGAAUGGAGUGGCAACCAUGGAGCAGCAUGACACAAGGAGGCAGAACAGUGCCAUGUCUAGGUGAUUUUGCUUUUAGGGGAGGGGGGCUCUGUUUCAUUUAACGAUAAUAGCACUGGUGAUUAUGCUAAGAAGUGAACAAUAGAUACCAGCAUAUUUUCACUUUUUUUUUUGCCUGAUGGAGACAAGGUUAAGGCCUUUAGGUUGUCUGUCCAGCCAUGUCUGCAUCGGUCAGAAUGGUUUCCUACCCAAAGAGGCCGUGCAGAUUUCAUCACAGUCCAUCACUGGAUCAAAGCACUUGAAGAGAUGAAAGAACCAAACACUGUGGGGUCAAGAUGACACAGAUAGUCUGCAUGACAUUUACAUUGGUAAACAUCAUCCUGGUGUCCAGCUUUGUCCCAGGAGCACGUGCUGUUGCAAUUUGUCUCUCCUUGGGCUGAGGGACAGCUGACUAAAUGCUGGCUUGAUUGUAAUCAAACACAAACAAACUGCAAAUGCAUGAAAAAGGUGUCCAUUCUGUGCAGAGGAUACUCUGGUAUGAAUGUUUGGGCCUACUGAAUACACAGAUUAGUCUAGAAAGAAAAAUCAUGCAAAUGGAAAAGUGUGUGGUACUUUUACAAAAUCUGCCUUUGAAAAUUGGACUUUUUGUUUAGAUGCCUACGCACUGGUUUAGAUGCUCAUGUAUAAUAUGUUGACUUUGGUUUAUUUCCUUAUCUGUUAAUGAAAAGUAUCUCAGCCUUGCUGUUUGUCACUUUGGAGAAAUUUUGGGCACCUUUAUUCCUAGGAGAAGCAGAGUAUUUGGCAGGUUGAAGUGGGAAGUUCACAGGGUUGGUGUUAGCAAUGAUACAUCCAGAUGCUCCAAAUACAUCCAGAGAAAGUACACUUCAAAUUGAAGCAAUGUACUUCAAUGUACAUUAAGCUUGUUAGCACUUCCGACCAUCUAAUGUUUUGCAAACUACAGACUUGCCAUGAGUUGCAUUUGACACUAUUACUAAUAAAUCAUUGUAUUUAACUGACUCUUAACUCUUUUCAAACAAUAGGUUUUCUUCAUCGGUGAAUUCAUGAAACAAAUCUGUUUUAAAGAUGUAUAUACAAAUUCCAUAUUCUGCAGUGUUAGGUGACUCCUCAGCUCAAUGGUAAAUGGACUGCAUGGGGUUUUUUUGAUCUUUGAACUGCAUAAAUGCAUCCUUGUACACGAAAUUACAAAUAUAGUGCAGACUUUCUCUGCUGUCUAAAUUUUACAAUUAAAGCUUGACUUUCUAUAUGAGCACACCACAAAUCAUUCAGUUGCAGGGCAGGGAAAGUAUUUUUUCCUCAAAUAAUUUUGAAAUAUGUUUUAUAUUAAAAAUUGUUCUCGCUAAAUACGUUGCUCCUGCAGUAUGUUUUUCACUCAACUUCUACAUCAGACAUACAGCAUGUCUUCAAAAUCAGAUCUGCCUGCAGCUUUGUAGGUAGAAGUCCAUGUGUUUCUUGUUUCUGAUAUAGUUUAGUUUAUCAGUGGCUGAUUUUUCACCAUGAAAACUUCUCAUAUUCCACUAAUAUGCAGCAGUGCAGAGAGGUAUAAAACUGCAACUGCUAACUUGCUACUAACCGGGCACAAAAGUGUUUGGAGGAUUCUUUCAAACUGCCAUUUCGUAUGACAGCUGUUUGUCCUGAUUGAUUGUACCACAAAAAACUUUGAUACAUACGUAUAAGCCAUAGCAGAUUAGAUUCUACAGUUCAUCUAAAAUAACUAGUUCAGCACAUAAUGUUAUAUGAGGUUGCAACAGCUGUUGAUGGUAUCCACUAGGAACAGUUGGGAAAAAUCCUGCUGUCCCAGAAAUGUGUCGGUAUGGUGCAAGUUUUUGAUUUUGUGAAUCCAGGAAUGAUUCCCCAAAUACUUUCGUUUUCCUUUCUUUUUCUGCCUGGGUUGUUUUGGUGGCUUGGUCAUUAUAUACUUAAUAACACUUUAAAAUAUAAAUUCUGCAUGUUAACCUAGGUUAAAUAUAAAAUGUGAAGUAUUUUCUUAGCAAAAUGCUAAUGAUUCUUUCUAACACCAUUGUGGGUUCUCUGUCUUACAUCUCUUGACUUAGUUAAUAUUCUGCUACAAGUUCUCUGUAGCUUACAGAUAAUUAAGAAUCUGGGUCAGAAUUUAGCUUAAUAAUGCAUUACAGUGUGCACUUUAGACUUGAGCAAAAAGAGUGGGAGUGGGGGCAGGGAGAAAUUUGUGCAUAUCAUUAUGUUACAGAUUGGAGAUGGCAUUUUCAUUUGUGAGAUACAUUAGUCUCUGUCACAAUUUGAGCACCAUUACUUGCCUGCUGUUUAAUGGGGAUUUCCAUAUUGUGUUCUCAACUUGAUUGGCAAUCCGGAGUUUAAUUGAUUCUUUCCCUCUUCAAUGUGACAAAGGUAUUCAGAUUAUCUCUGCAAUGAAAUCUUGUAUUUUGGAAAAAAGGAUGCAAAGUUAACAAUUGAGCUAUGAAAUGUAUCAUUUCCAAUUAAAUUGCAGUUUAUCUACACAUAGUGAUACAUACCCUCCGAGACAUAGCGCAGGAGUCAGUGUCAAACGCUUAUACACUUCAGAGGGCACACAAAUCCCUAUCUUUUCAAUGAAGUCAUUACUGCUGAUGCCAGGGUUUUUUUUUUUUCCUUUCUGGUUUCUUGCUUCAGUCCACACUGUGAUAUUCAUACAUCUCUUGAAAUGCCUCACUUCUGUGAAUAAUCUUACAUUUCCCCUGGUACUUGGCAGGGAGCAAGGUGCUCUAUUAUAUUCACAGUGUGGACUGAAGCAAGAAACCAGAAAGGAGAAAAACCCUGGCAUCAGGGGUAAUAACUUCAUUAAAAAGAGAGGCAUGUCUGUAAGACUUCCUCUCUUAUGUAAUCUCAUUUAGGGUUACUAUAGAUCUUGUGAGAUGCUCUAAUAAAUCUUUAUGCCUUAUUAACACAGAUUAGUGCCACUCCUCUGCACACAUGCAUUUGCAAAUCAUUUACAGAACAUCUUCAAACAAUAUAAUAAUUAAUUAAAUUCAGGUGGCAGUUAAGCUAAUUGGAGCAUUAAUUCAGUGCAAUAUUUCUCCUGGUUUUCCUCUGUUAUAUUUCCUACAAGAUACAUAAUUUGUAUUAUCUUUAUUAGUAUCAAAUACCAUAUGUAUACUAUUGAACACAACUGGUUCCACAGCUGGUCCCGUGGAGAGCAUUUCACUCAUGAAGUAAUGCAAUAACCCACUUCAGGUGUAUCAGAAUUUGAUUGUCUACAUUUUAGGUCCUAGUAGAAGCUGAAAAUAAAAUUGUCAGCAUCAAAAAGACAAAGUGGUGUCAUAACAGCAUCUGCAAUGCCAGCAGGUGUGACUUACUACCCUCUUCUAUGAGAUUAGGAAGAAGUUUGGGAGGAAAAAGUCAUGCAGCAGGAAUAUUUCUGUGGGUAUUUUCUUCCUUUUCUGGUUAUAUCCUCACUAAUGACUAUGUGUAUUGAGUAAUGACUACAUGUAUGGAGUGCUAUGGAUGUGUCAAACACUGUCAAACAAUUACUGGUUUAAUGGUCAGCAUGUCCCCUUAGCAUGGUCUAGACCUCUGAGAAAACUGCCCAAGUAUAGUUCAGAGAAAAAGGUGAGAUCAGAAUUUGGGCACAGGGUGCAGACUUUGCUGUGCCACUUGGCUGUAGGACCAGAGAAUGGUCCCUGUACCUAUCUGAUGUACUAACAUAGACAUAGCCAAAGAGAGUAGUCUCAGGAUUAAGAAGAAGGAGUGACCAACUUCUUUUUUCUUCUGCACUGACAGCUAUGAUGCAUGGAGGUUUCCCCAUGGAUGGAGACAGAAUGAUCAGAUUAUGGGCUAAUGCUUUAAUUCGAUAACACCAUGAAUUAAUACCAAGUUUUAAUGUUAGUUUUGCUAAAUACGAAUUAUUCUAAUUUCAGAGACAGGAAAAAAAAUGAGACAAUAUUGUUUGCCAAAAUGUUUGCCUAAUGCAAGACAGACUGAGAAGUCAAUUGUUGUAAUUACGAGUAUUUUCUUCCCAGUGUAUAAUUAGAACUACACCACUUGUAUGGCUGAAAAAGCAUGUGUAUGUCACAUGUAUAAGUAAAGCUAGACCACACCAGUCUUCAGAGUGAGAGAACUUCUAACCUUCUACAAUAGAACUGCCAUUAAAGGUUUCCAUUAAUCACGCUUCUUAAA
Strigops habroptila (Kakapo) is the source of this 5848-nucleotide messenger RNA. It is a transcript of the gene DEPTOR, whose product is annotated as DEP domain containing MTOR interacting protein. Lineage: Eukaryota; Metazoa; Chordata; Aves; Psittaciformes; Psittacidae. The transcript has 10 exons. The record is from RefSeq and is a predicted model, not a curated record. Gene Ontology annotation, biological process: negative regulation of TOR signaling; intracellular signal transduction. Bases 455 to 1666 code for a protein of 403 amino acids. Gene Ontology annotation, molecular function: protein binding.